CUGCCUCGACGGAAGCGCGCUAGGCGGAAGUGGGGUGGGCGGGCCCUCGCGGCGCAUGCGCUCGGGCGAACUUGUCUUUCUAGCUCGCUCGUUGCUGCCGUCAUGGCGCCUGCGAAGAAGCUUGCGACGAAGGGCGGUAAAAAAAAAAAGCAAGUUCUGAAGUUCACCCUGGAUUGUACUCAUCCUGUAGAAGACGGCAUUAUGGACGCUGCCAACUUUGAACAAUUCUUGCAAGAACGCAUCAAAGUGAAUGGCAAAGCCGGCAACCUCGGUGGGGGAGCGGUGACCAUCGAGCGGACCAAGAGCAAAAUCACGGUGACCUCCGAGGUCCCCUUUUCUAAGAGGUACCUCAAGUACCUCACGAAGAAGUACCUGAAGAAAAAUAACUUGCGUGACUGGCUACGCGUGGUCGCCAACAGCAAGGAGAGCUACGAGCUGCGGUAUUUUCAGAUCAACCAGGACGAGGAGGAGGAGGAGGAGGAGGAUUAAAUGCAAAGAGAUCGCUAUUUUGUACAUUCACUUUUCCUGGAAUAAAAUUGUGGUAAAAAUUGUUCUAA
This is a messenger RNA of Candoia aspera, 557 nucleotides long. RefSeq names its product ribosomal protein L22 (gene RPL22). Lineage: Eukaryota; Metazoa; Chordata; Lepidosauria; Squamata; Candoiidae. The transcript is spliced from 4 exons. Gene Ontology annotation, biological process: cytoplasmic translation. Gene Ontology annotation, cellular component: ribosome. The coding region runs from base 103 to 489 and encodes 128 amino acids. The record is from RefSeq and is a predicted model, not a curated record. Gene Ontology annotation, molecular function: RNA binding; structural constituent of ribosome.